AUGGCUGCAGUAGUUUCAAUCAUUAAGACAGAUAGAGUGCUCCCCAAGAAAUCCCUCCUCCCUCCCAAAAUCAUCACCCUCUCGAAUUUGGACCGACAGUGUCCAACUCACAUGUACUUAAUUCUGUUCUACAAACAGCCUGCUGCUGCUGCAGAUCAUCAUCAUCUCCAGCGGGCCGAUCUUCAGGAUUCGGUUUAUGGUGGGCUGAAAUCCGGGCUGGAGGAGACUUUGGAGGCCUGGUACCCUGCUGCAGGAAGGCUGUGUGUGGAUCCAGAGGAUGGGAAUAGGCUGAACCUUUGGUGCAACAACGAAGGUGGUGUGUUGGUGGAGGCUGUGACUGAGGUCAAGAUCUCUGAGCUUGGAGAUGAUCUCUCUCAGUAUGACGAGUUUCUCGAGAAGUUGGUGUACAAGCCGGUUUUCGAUGUCGAUUGCUUGUCCCAGAUGCCUCUCCUUGUUGCUCAGGUGACGAGAUUCGGGUGUGGAGGGUAUUCAAUAGGGAUAGGGACGAGCCACUCCUUAUUCGACGGCCCAUCCACCUUCCGCUUCCUCUCCGCCUGGGCUUCUGCUGCUGCUGCUGCUUCGCCGCCGUCUUCAACGCAACCUAUGAGCAGUGGCAGUAGUAUCGUCGAUCACGAUAGACGGAGCUUGACGUCUCUGGGUUGUGUUGAUUAUAACGGCGAAAAACGAACCAAGGCAGCAGACGCGGCGGCCAUUGACCAUCUCUACCGCUUGAUUCAUCAGCAACAAGCUGCCGCCGCGGCGGCCAAGGGCGAUGAUGAUGAUGAUGAUGAUCAGAAGAACGGCGGUAGCUUGGUGCUCAAGACUUACCAUCUCGGCAGUGCAAUGAUAGACAAACUACGAAGGAAUAAUGUAUUUGGCGGUAUCUCCUCGUUUGAGAUCGUAGCAGCUCACUUAUGGAAGGCGAGAACCAAAGCUUUACUAGGACCAAACAACAAAACAACCAUGGUGUGCCUCCAAUUCGCCGUGGACAUACGAAACAAGCUCACCCCUCCACUCCCGGCGGGCUUCACCGGCAACGCCUUCGUGCUAGCCUCCGUCGCAACGACGGCCGGCGAGCUACAACAAUCCACCCACCAAUCCGUCGUCGACCGAAUCCGCCUCGCCAAGGCCUCCAUCACGCCUGCCUACGUGGAGUCCUACAUGGCAGCGCUGGACCGCCAGCACGGCAACAGCAGCCUCCCGCCUCUCAGGGAGCUCACUCUCGUGUCUGACUGGACCAGAAUGCCCUUCCACAAGCUCCGUUUCCUCGGCGGAGAUCGUGACGUGGACUGCGCGUGUCCGCUGCUGACACCUGUCCCUCAGGUUGCUUACUUCAUGCAGAGUCCCGUCGAUGCCAAGGGGAUUGACGUCAGGAUCGGAGUUCCUGCCGGCGACGUCGAAGCCUUCACUGCCGAUUUCAUGGCGGCUAUGGUUUGA
Linum tenue is the source of this 1437-nucleotide messenger RNA. The record is from the annotation of a GenBank genome assembly. NCBI's taxonomy places the organism in Eukaryota, Viridiplantae, Streptophyta, Magnoliopsida, Malpighiales, Linaceae.